Molecule: messenger RNA, 3887 nt
Organism: Lampris incognitus (smalleye Pacific opah)
Lineage: Eukaryota; Metazoa; Chordata; Actinopteri; Lampriformes; Lampridae
Gene: plcl1
Product: phospholipase C like 1
Exons: 12
Coding region: 1-3492 (1163 amino acids)
Biological process (GO): lipid metabolic process; intracellular signal transduction
Molecular function (GO): phosphatidylinositol-4,5-bisphosphate phospholipase C activity
Source: RefSeq, a predicted model, not a curated record
AUGUCGGAGCGGGAUGGAUACGGAGACGGGCUGUGCAGCGAGGGAGCCCCGGAGUUGAUCCCGCCCAGAGUGUCCCGCGGCCGGCGGAGCGGUGUCUCCCUCCCCGGCGGCGGCGGCGGCGGCGGCCAGGACGCCGACACCGCUCCCCUGGAGGCGAUCAAGUCCGCCCCCCGUCGGAGCAGCAUCAUAAAGGAUCCCUCCAUACAGAAGGUGGGUGGAGGCAGGAAGAAGACCGUGUCCUUCAGCAGUAUGCCCUCUGAGAAAAAGGUGAGGAGUGCGGCAGACUGCCUGGCCUUCAUGCAGGGUGGAUGUGAACUGAAAAAGGUUCGUCCCAACUCCAGAGUCUACUGUCGCUUCUACACCCUGGAUCCGGACCUCAGCUGCCUGCGCUGGGAACCGUCCAAGAAAGACGGGGAGCGGGCUCGGCUGGACAUUGCCAGCAUACGGGAAGUCCGCACCGGGAAAAGCACAGAGACCUUCCUCCAUAAUGGACCCUUAUCUGAUCAUCUAGCAGAGGAGGCUGCCUUCUCAAUUAUACAUGGAGAUGAAUACCAGUCUCUGGACCUGGUGGCCCUGUCAGCAGAUGUGGCCAACAUCUGGGUGACGGGCCUACGCUACCUUGUGGCGCACCCCUCGGUCAUCGGAGGAGCGGGUGGAGUGGGAGGGCUGGGCGAGGGCGGCGGCCUCGUGGUGGAGGGCAGCCCUGGGAACAAGAUGAGGAAUGAGUGGCUAGCUGCUGAAUUCGCUCUGGUGGAUGAGGAUGGCUAUGGCAUCGCACCAGAAGAUGUAGCGGUGGCCACCAUCUGUAAACUCUGCCCCGGCAUCAAGGAGGCCAAGGUUCGUCUACGUUUCAAGGAGAUCCAGCGCAGCAAGGAGAAGCUGACCUCCCAUGUAACGCGUGAGGAGUUCCAGGAGGCCUACUGUGAGCUUUGCACUCGACCCGAUGUCUACUUCCUGUUGGUGCAGCUCUCCAAGGACCGUGAGUGCCUGGACCCACAGGACCUGCGUCUCUUCCUGGAAACAGAGCAGGGCCUGUCCCUGGCCACGGCCGAGGGCUGCCUGGAGCUGCUACGGCGCUAUGAACCUUCGGCGCAGGGUAGAGAGAGAGGGCUGCUGGGCCUGGACGGUUUCUCCCGCUAUCUGCAGUCCCCUGAAUGCCAGCUGCUGGACCCUGAGAACCUGGGGGUGUGCCAGGACAUGAACAAGCCCCUGGCACACUAUUAUAUCAGUGCUUCGUAUCGUUCCUAUUUGCUGGAUGAUCAAGUCCAUGGUAGAGCUGACCUAGGAGGGCUGACCAAGGCCUUGCAGGCCGGCUGCCGAUGCCUGGAGUUGGGAGUGACCGAUGGACCAGAGGGGGAGCCUUUACUUGGGGUGGACUAUGGUUCUGAUGUCCCCCGACACCACCAUCACCACCACCACCACCACCACCAUCACCACCAUCACCACAAUGCCCCUGUUACUAUACGCUCUGCUCUGGAGGUGGUCAAUAAAUACGCCUUCUUGACCUCCCAGUACCCGCUGUUAGUUUACCUGUGCCAGCGAUGCUCCCCUGCCCAGCAGCGUGUCCUGGCACAACACCUGAAGAAGGUGUUUGGCUCACGACUUUACACCCCAGAAGCCCUGCCUGUCAGCCUGGGGGGACGGGCUACCACUUUACCCUCCCCUGAGCAGCUGAAGGGGCGCAUCCUACUUGUGGGGAAGAAGCUCCCACCAGAGGAGGAAGGCUCUGAGGGGGAAGUGUCCGAGGAGGACGAGGAAAUAGGAGGGGGAGGGCCUUUGGCAGGAAGGCGAAUGACCAUCCCUGGUGAAGAGGAACUGGGCGUGGUCUUGGUUGUGCCCCCACCCCCUCAACCAAGGAGGCUCCGCCUCCGCAGAGAGCUUUCAGACCUGGUCGGCAUUGCCCGCACCGGCAGCCGCAGCUUCUAUGCACAGAGACCUAAUCAGAAACAAGCACACCAACAGACACCUCCCAGUACUCCUUCCUCUCCCAGCACACCAGUGCCUCCUGAGCCCCCAUACUGGACGCUGUGCUCCCUCGGGGAGGGAGAGGCUGGGCGGCUGACCAGUGAGAGCCCAGAGGAUCUGGUAAUGUUCACCAAACGUACCCUGACCCGGGUCAGACCCAGCUCAGUGCGACUGGACUCCAGCAACCCUAACCCGCAGGGCUACUGGAAGGGAGGAGUCCAGCUUGUGGCGUUGAACCAGCAGACCCCUGGUGCCAUGCUGGAUCUCCACAGAGGACGCUUCACCCAGAACGGAGGCUGUGGUUACGUUCUACGUCCUGCUGUGAUGAGAGAGGAGGUGUCGUAUUUCAGUGCCCACACACAGGGCUGUGUACCAGGUGUACCACCUCAAACCCUACGCAUCAAGGUGAUCAGUGCCCAUAACCUGCCAAAGCCUCAGGGUGCGGGGGCAAAAGGAGAGGUGAUUGACCCGUACGUGGUCCUCGAACUGCACGGCGUACCAGCCGACUGUGCCGAGCAGCGGACACGCACGGCCGCGCAGAACCAGGACGACCCACUGUUUGACGAGACCUUCGAGUUUCAGGUGAACAUGCCAGAGCUGGCCCUUCUACGCUUCGUUGUGUUGGACGACGACUACAUUGGAGACGAUUUCAUCGGCCAGUACAGCGUGGCCUUUGAAUGCCUGCAGCCCGGCUACCGCAAUGUGCCCCUGCUGGGCCUGGCGGGAGACCCCUUACCCCACGCCAGCCUGUUUGUCCACGUAGCGGUCACCAACCGGCGAGGCGGGGGCAAAGCCCACCGCCGUGGGCUGUCGGUCAGGAGGGUGGGGAGGCGGGGGAGGGAGUACGUCACCUUGAGACACACUGGCAUCAAAUUGGUGGAUGAGAUCUUCAAGCCGGCAAGUGCACCGCUCAAAGAGGCCACUGACCUGAGGGAGGACGCCCAGAGCGCCACUGUCAGUUUCAAAGAACAGUGUGGGCUCCCCCCAGUGGCCAAACUCAAGCAGUGCAUCCAGAGCCUCUCGACAAGGCUGCAGAGUCCCGAGGGCACCAUGGGGGCGACCAUGGUGCUGAAAGAGGGCUACCCCUGUCUGGAGCCCUUGGUCAACAUCUCCGAGCCUACACGCAAACUACUCACCGCCUACGACACGAUGAUCACAGCUCAGAAGCAACUGAUAGAAAAUGCAGACGCUGUUCAGGAGAGAAUUGCUCAGGUGCAGAGAGAAGGCAUGGAGUUCCAUGAAGAUCUGUCUCGGCUCGGGGAGAAGGAGGGCCUGAAAGGACGCAAGCAGAACAAAGCGGUGGAGAGCUUCAUUUGGAACAUCACUGUGCUCAAGGGUCAGUGUGAUCUGUUGCGAGGUGCGAAGAUGGAUUCCCUGGAUGCCCUCAGACAGCUGGCUCUGGCCUGUGAGGCCUGUGGCCUCACCUCCUCCUGCACCACCUCUCCGUCCUCCACAGCUGAGCUCCACUACACCUCCCACCAGGUGACUGGCCACAGGGGCAGCUCACACGGCAAUGGACGCAUCUGAUCCCCCCACCAUUCCAAAACUGGGCCCCGGACUCGUCUAGAAAGAAAAAUAUGAAAGGGAAAGAGACGGAGGUAGUUAGAGCUGAGGAUGAGAGGGGAGAGGUGGAGAUAUUUGAGAGAGAGAGAAAUUGAUUGAUUUCAAGCAGACCAGAUUCCUUUAUCCAAUGCAGUGUCUAGACAUGCCCAGACCAGACCAGUUUACCUUAUACAGCCUUACUGUGAGUCCAUCAGUGAAAGUACAGCCUGCCAAGAGGCUUUCCAUGAAUGUUCUUACCCUGUGAUGGAAAACAAACCAACAGCACAACGCAGGCACUUGGACUUCAGUGUCUUCUCAUCAUCUUUCCAGACAGCAAGAUACAGACUUGAAGUUUUAACGCAGGUGGUUUUCCUAAGAAG